Exserohilum turcica Et28A is the source of this 921-nucleotide messenger RNA. RefSeq lists its product as uncharacterized. The record is from RefSeq and is a predicted model, not a curated record. NCBI's taxonomy places the organism in Eukaryota, Fungi, Ascomycota, Dothideomycetes, Pleosporales, Pleosporaceae. The transcript is spliced from 2 exons. The coding region runs from base 67 to 573 and encodes 168 amino acids. Gene Ontology annotation, cellular component: nuclear cap binding complex. Gene Ontology annotation, molecular function: RNA cap binding. Gene Ontology annotation, biological process: mRNA cis splicing, via spliceosome.
GCUCGAAGCCCUAAAUCACGGUCGCAUUUAGAAGACGCAUUCUCAGGCCUCGUAGACACUGCCACCAUGCCCGCGAUUCGAAGCACAAUCGACCGCCUCGACAAGCCAAGCUCAUAUGCGACAGCAAAGAAGCGCAGACGCGACCGCAACAACCGCGAAGAAGACCGCCCCCGCUCACCCUCGCCUGAAGACAAGCUCAAGGACGCAACCACGCUCUACGUCGGCAACCUCUCCUUCUACACCACCGAAGAACAGAUCCACGAGCUCUUCUCAAAAUGCGGCGAGAUCAAGCGACUGGUAAUGGGCCUUGACCGCUUCCAAAAGACGCCUUGUGGAUUCUGCUUUGUCGAAUACUACACUCACCAGGAUGCGCUCGACUGCAUGAAGUACAUUGGCGGCACGAAGCUGGAUGAGCGCGUGAUUAGAACGGAUCUGGACGAGGGCUUCACAGAGGGAAGGCAGUAUGGCCGUGGUAAGAGCGGUGGCCAAGUGCGCGACGAGUACCGGGCUGAGUACGACCCCGGACGGGGCGGCUACGGACGCGCAGUCGAUGAAUACCACGAGGCGCAGUAGGACAAUGCGAUUUCAGGGAUUAAGCAGUGAGUUGCUGCUAUCGGUGAUCACGAUCCACUCAAAGACGUGGGCUCGGCGUGCGGUGCUCUUAAUCGCGACCACGACGGUGACGACACAAAGUCCCCGGACAUUACAGGACGAAACCCACGCUCGUCAAUAAGACGGCGAACAAUGUUAUCGGGCUAAGGACGCGCUUGCAAUCUUCCCGGGGUUGAAGAAUCGUACGAGAGGAACGCGAUAUCCAUCAUCCGACACUGGUCAUUAGUCUUUUAGUUUUAGGUGUGCACGCAUAGGAGGCAACGACACCAUGUCAGAUGCCUUCAAAAUACAUCAACAUGCUCAACCGCC